AGCAGCUGCUCGGAGGAGCCGGAAUUCCAACAUGGCAGUAUCGGUGGUGGUCAGUCUCACCCGCAAUAACUUGGAGCGGCUCCAAAACACCAGCGACUGAGACCGGGACUGGACGGAGCGGAAGUCUCGCGCGCUUCCCGACGAGCAUAGCCGGUCGCCAAAAAGCGCGUGACGGCUCCGCUGUCUCCUCAAAUAAACAGCGACAUGAUGAGCAGUGUAUAUGGCGUGACAAUGCAGUGGGCCCCUGAGCAGACGCAGUGGGCGGAGCAACACUAUGACAUCACAUCAACCACACGUUCCCCAGCACGCAAGUUCGAACCUUUCCGCAGUCAAAGGUUAACCAGUUCUGCAAGCACAGCGUACCAUCAUUCAUGGGCUAACGAUGACAUCUCUGCCCUGACUGCCUCCAACUUGCUAAAACGAUAUGCAGAACGUUACUCCACCAUUUUGGACCUCCCCUGUGACAACGGACUCAUUGGAUACCCGGACCCUACCAUUUCGGCCAGCGUAAAUGGACCUAGCGUUGUUAACAGAGCUCCGACUUUGCUUCCGGGACGCAAACUGGAUGCAGAGCCUUGGCUUGAGAGCGUAUACCCUCCACUAGGCUGCGUCCCGGAACUGGUCCCCAAAGCACCGUUGAGCGUAUCUGAUAUGCCUGCAAGUGUGGUUAGCUCCCCUGGUGUUGGAGCUGGUAGCUUGCCCGAGUCCAGUUUUUCCAGCAGUAACUGUGGGAGCCAAACUAGUGCCCAGGAGUACAGCAACACCCUAUAUAGUGCCCCUUACUUGCACUCUGUGGGCACCUAUAAUGGACCACUUCUCCACCCAGUUGCCUCCCAUCCCAAUUUGGUGCCAACUUAUGGUGCUAAUGCCUCACCCAGCCUUCCCACAUAUGGCUACCCAAGCACUGGAUACCCCUAUAGUCCUCCGUCCCCUUCUGCCGCCUGCCUUUCUAGCAGCAUUGCACCGGCUACACCUCUGCCAGCAUCCAGCAUGAGUGGCUACUCGUACCCAACUACCAGUCUGGUGCCAUUGCCUGCUAGUGUUGCAGAUAAUGGUUCCCCAAGUUCGAGCAGCCUUGGCAAGCCCUAUUAUUCAGCUGGACCAGGGGACUUAAGAUCAUUUGAGGAGUUUGGAUUCGGUGGUACUUCUAAUUCAGACAGUCAGUCAGCAAGCAGUCCGCUCUACAGGCCACCGGUGGGAAACGAAAGGCUUAAGGGAAACGGAUAUGAGCAGUCGAGUGAUGGCACAUCCAUGGUCUUUAAACCUACCAAUCCCAGUGACUCACUCCGUAGCCUUGAGUCUCUUGCUCAAGGUAGUGCUGCAUCAGGACAGUGCUUUGCAGCAACUUCCUGCUCAGCCACCUCAUCAAAUCUGUACUCUGUGUCUGCCUCGCACACACACCUCUGCCUCGACACCCACACGCCUUGUUGAAUCCUCACCCUUUAAAGGAGCAGUCGAAGAAGUUUGUGUUAGUGUUUUGGCUCUGAGGAUGUGCACCGGGGCCCCCGGUGGUCUAGAGGGAGGCAUUGCUUGAGCACACCUGUAUGAGGUUGUUCAAUUCAUGGAUGUGUAGUCCUUACACACACUUACAUGUGUUGGCUUGUGGUUUGUGCUCGGGCUGGGCUGUCCAGAGAGACUGCACAGCAGAAGUAGAACUUAUGAAGCAGUGGCCAGACUGAGCAUGCUCUGAUCGGAGGUGCCGAAUAAAGAACACCCAGGGAACGUUGGCUGGAGACGCACACAUACGUGCUGUGUGACAGUCAAAGUACCUUGAGGAACACCUCAUCAGGACAAACAGACGAAUGGACAAACAGAACGGUGUUGAAUCAAGGGACACAGAGCUAGACACUGAGAAAUGAGGUUUAAGAAUGUUUUGUAUGUGAGUGAUGAAUAUGAAGUAUAAUUUAGUGGCCAUGGAAACUCAGAGGCAUGAUUAGCCAUCAUUAGGUGUGAGAUUUCUCCAUUCCAGCAUUAGCAGACUUCCAUGUUUCCUUAUGUUAAAGGAACAGUUUGGUGAGAAAUCAGAUGUGCCCAAUUUCCCAAUUACUCCAAAUGAAGUUGUUAAGAGUGGUCAAAUGGAGUUCACCUGAUCUAUGAGGCUAACAUACAGUACCUAACAAGAACCGGAAGUCUAGCUUCACAUAUGAUAAGCUCUGUAGUCUCAUUCUGCAUUAAGUCUUAUUAAAGCUCAUAAUUUGAACUGGGAAAACCAAAGAAAUCACCAAAUUUUAGAAGGUGUACUUUAACACUUACAUCACACGACUGAAUAAAAAUGGAACAAGCAAUUAGUAAUUUUUUGUGUUUGUAUGUGCACAAAUUCAGCAGGCAACAAAUUGGCAAAGCUACUGUACAACAGUAGCACUACAGUCAUACUGUAAAAGACACAAUCUAGAAACGACACAAGUGACUUAUCGCUCAAUAGUGUGAACGCAGGGUUACAGGGUUAUACCAAAUUGUGCUAAAGAUAAAAUGAUCCUGUUUGUUCACAAUCCCAUCGAUCACGGAUAGAAGGCUCUCUAAAAGGUUUUCUUUAUUUUUGUAUAGAUUACAACAGAGAUUUCGGGUGACAUGGAGAGCUUUAAGUAAACUACAUUUUCCUCAUAGGAAUAAUCAAAAUGCCUCAGGUGACGGAUUACAUUCGAAGUUGAAAACGAUUUACAUCUGAUUUCUAACCAAACCAUCACUACUGUAAUAUUAACCUCAGAAACAAAACCAUUUCUGCCAGCAUUAUCUGACCCAAAACGUGUAAAACGUCUCAGAUUGCUGUUUUAAGGGUUUGUCUGUGGAGUUAUGUAACGAGAUUAUGAGUUAAAUCCGACAUGUUAUUCCAGCUGUGUUUAACACUGCAGAGUCUCCCAGAUGUUAAGAUGAACUCAAUGCAUUCACGAGCAUACCUAUAGAGUACUCAAGCUACUCUGUGUGUGUGUGUGAGUGUGUGUGUUUGUGUGUGUGUGUGUGCGCGUGUGUUUUAUGUGUUUCAUUAAAUCAGACUCACACUCGCCACAAGAGACAAGACAUCCUCUAUCUAUUCAAGGAGCUACAAAAUUCCACAGAUUUGUGUGUGUGUGUGCGCGUGGGUGUGUGUGUGUGUAAUUGAGAGAGAGAGAACCUCAGGAAAGAAUUUGUAAAUUUGUAUAGUUCCUCAGAUUGUUGUGUUGAGGGUUUGUGUGCUAGUGAUUUGUUAACGCUUUCUGUAUAUAUUAAAAUAGUGCCACAUUUAUGUAUCUCCAAGCAAGUAGUGCAAAUGGAGCUGUUUCGCUGAAUGUACAAAGACAUUAUACCAAGUUGCUACAAAAA
This is a messenger RNA of Tachysurus vachellii, 3297 nucleotides long. RefSeq names its product fidgetin. Bases 205 to 1431 code for a protein of 408 amino acids. The transcript is spliced from 3 exons. NCBI's taxonomy places the organism in Eukaryota, Metazoa, Chordata, Actinopteri, Siluriformes, Bagridae. The record is from RefSeq and is a predicted model, not a curated record.